GGUGUGUGAUUCAGUGCGGAAGAAAAAUGGCGUUGAAAACAAAAACAGGACUUUGUGCGAUUGUUCUCACAGUAACGGCAUUUCUGUUCGUUCUCAUAUCCUUUUGUACGCCCUAUUGGCUAGUCAACGAUGGCAAAAUUCCAAAACCCAACUUCCAGAAAAUCGGCUUGUGGGAAGUGUGCUUCGAUAACUUCGAAGACUUCCGCCACCACUACGACUUCAACUUCACCGGCUGUUGGUGGGUGUUCGAAGAAGAAUACUACAUAAUCCACGACUUCCUUUUACCCGGCUUCUUCAUAGCCACACAGUUCUUCUUUACUCUGUGCAUGACUUUGGUGCUUAUCGCCGCCUUCCUCACCUGGAUGUACUGCUUCUGCAGCCGCGACCACGACAAGUACUUACUGUUGCUCCUAAGCAACGGCGCCAAUCUCGUUAUCGCCGGCUUUUGCGGCUUGAUAGCCGUGAUUAUUUUCGGGGCCAACGGCGACAACAGGGACUGGAUGCCGUACUGGCAGCACAACGAUCUUAGCUGGUCGUACGCCUUUGGGGUUAUUGGUUCUUUGCUGUUGUUGCCGGCCGGAUCGUUGUUCUUGGUCGAAGCUAGACGUGCGAGGUACAGGAGGCUCCAGGCCUCCGCCCCGCCGUCCCAGUACAGCUUGGAAAUUAGGAAGCCGGCCCACACAGACAUAUAAAAUGUAACUGUGCCUUAAUUGUACAUAAUAAGGAAAGUAUUUCGCCUGGUUUCGUUGUAUUAGCUAAUUUUGUUAAAGUGGAUCUCAUUUUUUUUGAUAAUCUCUUUACAAUUAAAUUUUGACUGAAUAUUUGAUGAUAUUGACUAGUUUAUGUAAUGAUAUAGUACUUAUUACAAAUAUAAUUUGUUUUCUCAUUUUCCAAUGUAUGUGAGAUCUACUGUAACUGUAGUUUUCGUAUUGGCACAAGUUAAUCGUUUUAUAAAUAUUAUAAUUAACCAUUUUUAUGUAUACUGAUAGACAAAAUAUUUUAGAUGCUUCUUAAUUUGUGUAAUAAUUUGUAUUUAUUUUAAUGUUAAUGAUACUAAAAGUAUUUCGAAUGUAUUAUUUAAUUGAUAGUUUAUUUGUUUGACUAUUGCUUAAGUGUUAUUGCAUGAAAUGUAUUAUUUUUCAUCCGUCCAUAGGUGAUAAUACUUACUGAUUAAAGGUGAUUCUCACCACAGAAAUAUUUUCGUACAUUUAAAAUGUGCAAUAAUAUUGUUAGUUGUCAGGUAUUAUUUCAGUCAACCAACAAUGUUCAUCAUUAAGUCAUUAACUCAAUUAUAAUGCUAUAGUGACUCAAGUAUCUGACUCACUUAUUCACUUCUAUGAAAUAUUAGUGUCACAUUGAGUUUUAUAAAAUUGUACCUUGAUAUUUUUAUGUUGGAAUUCACCUUUUAAUAAGCAAAUUAAAAUUUUAGACAGGAGCACACUUUUAUAUACAAAGGCUCUCGAGAAUAAUAUUUUUUUGUAUUUUUGUAAGACAUAUUUAUACAAUAUGUGGUAUAAUUGUUUUGUACAAAAUAUAUGCUAAACAUUUAGUAAAA
Molecule: messenger RNA, 1555 nt
Organism: Aethina tumida (small hive beetle)
Lineage: Eukaryota; Metazoa; Arthropoda; Insecta; Coleoptera; Nitidulidae
Gene: kune
Exons: 2
Coding region: 27-692 (221 amino acids)
Biological process (GO): regulation of tube size, open tracheal system; septate junction assembly
Cellular component (GO): membrane; septate junction
Source: RefSeq, a predicted model, not a curated record